AUUACACAGGAUGGCCCUCCACCUAACUUUUUCAUGGAGUGGAUGUACAAUUUCAUCUCUUCCGGGGAGAUCAAUAAACAUCAGCUGUCAAAGGCUGAUGUAACAGAUGCAGACCUGCUAGAUCUUAUUGCUACGAUUGAGACCGCAGACGCUACAGCCUUACUUGACCUUUCUGAAGGAAUUGUAGCAUGUGGAUACACUGGACCUCUAACGUGUGAGAGAAAGGAGGACAUUCUCAGUGCUGUUGUCCUGCAUUCUUGUGUGCGAAUCCUACCAAUGCUGCAGCAGAUGUGCAAAGGAUUAGAGCUCUAUGGCCUCCAUAAAAUGGUGAAACAAAAUCAGCCUUUAUUUCAGCCUUUAUUUGUUCCUGGCCAUUUCACAAAACCUGAUGCAGAUUUUCUCACGAUGGCCCUGUUACCCGUUUUAAGUGAGGUGGGUUCGGUAAAGCGGCAGAGAGAAUCAAGAAUUGUGAACUACUUACAGGACUUCAUUCAAAGCCUUGAAGAAGAAGAAGUGAGCAGUGGUAGGGAGAGCAGAGGUGAGGACGACAACAAAAAGGUAGAUGAAACGGAGGACCGUACAAAAGAAAACGCAGAACAAGACCAGAUCACCAUUAGCAGCCUCAUGCAGUGGCUUACUGGUCAGGGACAUGUUCCCAUUACGUCUGCACAAAGAGAAAAAUUUAAAAUACACAUAGAAUUUGAUCAUGACUGUCAGCUACAAUAUGGUGAGCACAAUUUAUGCUACCCUCUUGUAAAUGCAUGUUCCUGUACUGUGACCUUGCCUACUAGGCACCUAGGGACUUACACGGAGUUCCUCGAAAUUAUGAGGCAGGCUGUGAGCAAUAGCAGAUAA
Carassius auratus (goldfish) is the source of this 855-nucleotide messenger RNA. RefSeq lists its product as uncharacterized. Lineage: Eukaryota; Metazoa; Chordata; Actinopteri; Cypriniformes; Cyprinidae. The transcript has 5 exons. Bases 34 to 855 code for a protein of 273 amino acids. The record is from RefSeq and is a predicted model, not a curated record.